AAAGCUCGGCUUUUCAUUUUACCCGAGCGCCGGAUAGUAUCUUCUCUCGUCGUCUUCGUUUUCGUCCUCGCGCUCUCUCUCUCUCUCUAGAAAUGAAGAUUAGGGUUUUCUUCUUUCUCUCUCUCCUCCUCCUCCUCACCGCUCCCUUCCUCCAAGUUGCUCAGUGUGAUUCCGACGCCGACUCGGACGUGGAAGGUGCAGAAGCUGCUGCAGAAGUUAGUGAUCUUGGUAUUAUUGGUGAGGAUGCUCAAGAUUUUGGUGAUGGGAAUUACAGUCCAGCUCCAGGAAUAGAAACAGUUUGUUUUUUCCCAAAAAAUCCUGGACGAGUGAUAGCUGCAGGAGAAGAGAGUGAACUAUUAGUUGGAAUAAAAAAUGAGGGUGAAUUAGGUGUCAAUGUCAUUGCAAUUAAGGCCACUGUUCAUCUUCCUUAUGAUCACCGAAUGCUGGUCCAAAAUCUUUCUGCACAGGCUUUUAACAAUGCUUCAGUCCCUCCAUCAGCUCAGGCUACUUUUCCAUACAUAUUUGCUGUCAGCAAAUAUUUGCAGCCUGGAACUUUUGAUCUUGUGGGCACUGUAAUUUAUGAAGUAGACCAGAGCCCAUACCAAAGUACAUUCUACAAUGGUACCAUUGAAGUUAUUGAGGCUGGUGCUUUUGUAAGUGUUGAGUCUGUUUUCCUGUUUUGCCUUCUGAUCGCACUCCUUGUCCUACUUUCGUUGUGGAUACAAACUCAGAUACAACAACUUUCCAAGAAAUCUAAGAGGGCGCCAAAGGUGGAAGUAGGAACUGGGACCACUGAUGCUUCAAUGGAUGAAUGGCUGCAGGGAACUGCAUAUACUCAGGCACAAUCAAACAAAUCAAAGAAGAAGAAGUAGACGAUCCAACAUGCAGACCCAGUCUAGCUGUACGAAGCACUCGAACGAGGGGUAGUUCUUGUAACUCGGAAUAGGCAUUUGGAGAUUUUAAGAAAAAAGCAAAAAAAGGAGUUGUGGUAGUUUUUAGAAAACUAGACCAGAAAAGACCUUGCCUUGCUGUUGUAGCAUGGGGAAGAGACUUUUACGUUUCAUUUUCUUGGAGAUGCUGAAAGUUGAGCUUUUCUAAAGCAAAAACUAACGGGGAUUUGAUGUAGAGAAUAUACAAUUUUGUUAAAAAUAAUACUGUGUCCUGUCGGUGUCGGUAGAUGAAUCUCAUUUUGUUCUUUCAAUUUGAUCAGUCUUGGCUUGUUCUCUGGAUAAGCUGUGGAGUAAUAUAUUUGAGUUGACAA
This is a messenger RNA of Cornus florida, 1261 nucleotides long. Its product is annotated as translocon-associated protein subunit alpha-like. Gene Ontology annotation, cellular component: endoplasmic reticulum membrane; endoplasmic reticulum. The record is from RefSeq and is a predicted model, not a curated record. Bases 93 to 872 code for a protein of 259 amino acids. NCBI's taxonomy places the organism in Eukaryota, Viridiplantae, Streptophyta, Magnoliopsida, Cornales, Cornaceae. The transcript is spliced from 8 exons.